ACGAGAGGAGGCUAUAGGAAGAGCAUAAAAGCAAUGCUACGACAAGCACAUAGCUGAAAGGGAGAAGGACGCCAGAAGAGGAGACACCUGGCGAGACGCUCCGAAAGAAAAGGGGGGAGGAAAAACAGGUCUAUCGCAGACGUGGUCCUUUCGGCUAGGCGUAGGGAAGCGUUCUCUUCAAGACCGGUCCAAUGAACAUGUCAGUGUUGACUUUGCAGGAAUACGAAUUUGAGAAGCAGUUCAACGAGAAUGAAGCGAUUCAAUGGAUGCAAGAAAACUGGACAGCAAACCAAAGGAUUGAACUGGAAUAGGACUCUUGAAAAUUCUUAAUGUUGGUUGAUAUAGUUCUGCCCAUUGUACAGAACAUGGUUACAGUUAAGGAAAAAAUCUUUCCUGUUUUCUGCUUUAUAUGCUGCCUUUAUAUUCGGUGGUCGGCAUCUAAUGAACAAAAGAGCAAAAUUUGAACUAAGAAAACCAUUAGUUUUAUGGUCUUUGAGUCUCGCAGUUUUCAGUAUAUUUGGUGCUGUUCGAACGGGUGCUUAUAUGGUGUGUAUAUUGAUGACCAAAGGACUGAAGCAAUCAGUUUGCGACCAGAGUUUUUACAAUGGACCAGUCAGCAAAUUCUGGGCAUAUGCAUUUGUGCUAAGUAAAGCACCAGAAUUAGGAGAUACAAUAUUUAUUAUUCUUAGGAAACAGAAGCUCAUCUUCCUCCAUUGGUAUCACCAUAUUACAGUACUGCUUUAUUCUUGGUACUCUUACAAGGACAUGGUGGCUGGUGGUGGCUGGUUUAUGACCAUGAACUAUGGAGUACAUGCAGUCAUGUACACAUAUUAUGCCUUGCGGGCUGCGGGCUUCAGAGUAUCACGCAAAUUUGCCAUGUUUAUCACCUUGUCACAGAUUACACAGAUGUUUGUUGGCUGCAUAGUCAACUACCUAGUGUUCGCCUGGAUGCAACAAGGCCAAUGCCAUUCCCAUGUUUACAACGUUGUUUGGUGUUCCCUCAUGUACCUCAGCUACUUUGUGCUCUUCUGUCAUUUCUUCUUUGAGGCAUACAUUGGCAAAACAAGGAAAGCAAGGAAGGCUGAGUAACGCUAGGAAUUCUGCUAAGCCACCACUCAGCUCAUCGACCAAACCAGAAACAGAAAGCAAAACAAAAUGGCACAACAAAAACCAUUUAUAUGCGGUGCAAGUAAAACUCAGCAGCUGUGGACAGAUAAGUUUGUUCAAACCAAUACAUUUAUGAUCAUUUAUGGUGUGGACUCAAGGAAUGAUCUUGCAUCUUAGAAGGCUGCUGUAAGACGUCUUCUUUCUUGCAUCUCUUAAAAGCAAUCUUGCAUUUAGAAAACAAAAGGAGAAGAAGAUCAGAAUUUUGCAAAAUAAAAUAUUAAAAUAUAUGGUUUCCCCAAUCAUAGAUAACCUUUAUUUUAAAUGAAAUUUAUUAUAUUCUUUCUAACUUUUGUUUUUAAAUAUAUAAAACUUGAACAAACUUUAAGAAGAGGAAACAAAUAGUCUGUAUCCUAUGAAUCUACAAAACUGCCUUACGCUGUCGGAGCAUGAUUCUUCGAUUUCCAUCUUGUCUACUCUGACUGGCAGCAGUUCCAUUAACCUUGGGAAAUGCCCUGCAAGUGUGUACAUACACACACACACACACACACACACACACACAUAUAUACCCAAGAAUCCAAGGAUUAAACCUUGGACAUUUCUGCAGGCAAAGUAUUUGCUCUCCAGUUGAGUUAAGGAUCCUUCCUAUACAAUGCCAGUAUUUCUGCAAAGUGGGAAAAAGCUCCUUCUUGAAAGGGUUGCACUCUAGGAAGCCAAAUUAUAAAAAUUAAAGGUUCCUAUCAAAGCUCUUAUUAGGGCAGCCAUUUACAUUCUACUGAAGCACUACAUGAAAAAAUGGUAACUAUGGGUGCACGAGAGAGCAUGGGUACCUGUGUUCAUAUAUAUUCUGUAUUAUGCUGUCAGGGGAUCUGGUAUGUCAGUUAAAUUAAAGAUUUAGAAUUGGGAUAAUCAGAGAAUUGAAUACUUCCUUCAGAAAUGCAUUAGAAGGCAUUGAUUCAAGUGUAUUUUCAGUCCAAAACACGACCAAGAAUAGCUUAAUGUUGAGUCAAUCUAUUUGCUGGAACUAUUGAUAAAGGAGAGCAGGAGAAGGGGGGGGGAAGGGAUAGGAAAUGGUCUUUCACAACAAGCCAAUUUGCAGAGAGCUUUUCAGCUACUGUGCUGUAAGGACCGAUUCUGUCCCACUGUUUCAGAUCCAGAGGAUAUCUUAAAGUAUGAUUGUUCAUUCUUCAAUUAGUUGGUAUAUGUCCUCUGAAUCACUUUAUCCAAAGUUAUUUCUAGAAUUAUUUGAAAUAAGGGAAUGCAAAUGUUACAGUAGAACUGGGUUUUGGAACAAAGUAUCAUGUCUUCUCUUUUUUCCUGAUGAUUCCUGUGAUGGCUCACAGCUCAUGACCACAAGUUUGUUAAGAGAACUUGUAAUUUCUUUACCAUAGAUCAUAAACAGGUACAAUUUUCAGCGGUGUGUGCAAAUUGCUGCUCCUACCAAACAAGUCUUAAGACUCCAAUAACUGAGGCGGAACCAUCAUAGGGAGAAGAAAAUAGAAGCUGUUCUAAGAUGAUAAAGCCCGAACAUACAGCAUUAAGUGCAAUUGGAAUGAGAGGUACAAAGACAAGCAAAAAUUAGCUUUGGAGAUAUAUUAGCAUUAGAUAGAUCAGGAAACAAAUACUGUGGUAUGGUACAUAUUUUAUAUUUUUAUGAACUUCAAAGAAUAGAUAUCUUCAACUUUAAAUGGUAUUUUACAGACUGUAUAUGACUUUAGCUAACACUGUGCUUCUGUAUUUGCUUCACAAGCAAUGCAAAGAUGUUUAAAGUGCCCUCCUGUGGUCAGUUAGAGAUACUACUCUAGAAGGCAGACCAUGCAAUCCUAUUGCAAGCUUUGAAGAGGGCAAAUCCUAAAUAGAGUGAUUAUGCUGCAACAAAUUAAUGUAUAGAAAAACUUCAUGCUCACUUUUUUUAAAAAAGAUCCAUAGGAAAACUAUACUGUAGCAUCCUUGAUUGCUUAAAAAGACAUCUGGUUCUUCAGUCAGCUGCAGAUAAAAAGAUGCCACUCUGAACCUCAGAGAAAUAGCUGAAAAGAGCCAUAUUUUCUACAAAGAAAAAGUAGAUUGUAUUAACUGUAAGAUUUCAGUCCUUACAAAGCCAAAUAAAAUAUAUAACAUUCCUAAUACUUCAGAGAAACAAGUAUGUAAAUUUAAUGUUACAAGUGUAUUAGCAUAUUUUCUCAUUUCUAUGUUUGAUUCUUUCAACUAUUAGAACUAGAGGAACAAUUGAAAGCUGCUGUUCUACGUAUGGAAUCAAACAUACAUGUAACUACAUAUAUAAUCCUUACAUGAUUUGUCCCAAAAAAUUAAUGGGGCCAGGCAGUCACUUUUUUUUUUCUAAUGGAAAAUGUUGUCAAUGUUCUUGCUUUAACCUCAGAUUGUACAAUACAUAGUACUUCCAUCUUGAUUUAGCUUCAGCUGUGCUGUCUGUCAUUCAGGUCUCAAUAUAAUAACCCUGUUAGACAUAAAGGGCUUUCAGUGUUUCAUGAUGUCCAGGAAAACUGCUACAUUCGAUAUUACUGUAUGUGAAUUGUAUUUAAGAUUGGGGGGCUGUGGGAUUGAGAAGCUCUCUAGGGCUUAAUCAUAACUGUGAAAAACUGAAAAAAGUUUGUAGCUGUGUCAUUUAAAUUAUUGAUGUUCUGACAAUGUUAUACACUACAAGAAUAACAAAAUAUAUUAAGUAGAACAUAAAGAAAUAAUAGUAAAUUAUAGGACUUAUAAGGUACAUGGGCAUUAAAUUAAAAUGUAGACAAUGUUUUUUGGGGUUGGGGGACAAUAUUUAAUUAUAUUCCACAGUAAGCCUUCCUUUGCUUUCUGCUCCCACAACAAAUAUUUGAAACAAAUCUAAAAUGUGGGGAAAUUGUGGGAAAUAGUAGUUGGUAAUUUGCAGCUGUGCCCUUACCAUAUGUAUCUUUCAUGCCUCUUUUAAGUAUUUCAUUAUAAGCUGAUCUACUCAUUCAUGAAAAAUUUACUUUAAAAAAAAAUAGUAUUUCACAAGGGAUGCUAAGAAUUUUAUUAUUUUUGCUCCAUAUAACCAAAGGAAUGGACUACAUCAGUGAAGCAUAUUGAUUUAUAAGUUUUUUUCCUGUUUUAUUCUAGUAUUAAUAAUAGUGAUAAGCAACCAUUUAGUUUCUUUCUUUGUAUGACUUGUGAGAAUGCUUUGACAGGGCAGUUCUGAGAUAGUUGUUCAAAUGCACAAUGUCACAGAACUCCAAAUAGAGCAUUCCAGCCUUAUUGUGAUUUAUUUUUGAAAGUGGAAGUUAGUUUAUUAUUAUUAGAAAGAAAAAUGAAAAAAAAAUGAUAUUGCACUGUUAUAAUAAUAAUAGCAGUUAUAAGAUGAACAUUUAUAAAAUAAACCAGAAGAAGACAGGCAUCUUUUCUCCAGAAUAGCAUAUUCUGUCCAGAACUAAAAUAUUUAUAUUCCAAUUCUCCCAUUCAAAUAACUGGCUCUGAAAACGUGUGAGGCAAUAAUUAGCUGGUACCUAUUUUCUUUUACUGUAUUUGUAAAUGAGCAAUUUGCAUAUCUUUGCAAAUAUACUGCAAUGCACAAUGGCCUAACAUUUAUCACCUUUGAUAUUCUUAUAAGAAUAAAUUCAGCUAAGUUACUAUUUAGUAAUUGGAUUAAAUUAUUGCAAAAUCUGCAAAAUAUUUUUCCUUAUUGGAAAGCUAAUUGGAAACCUUGAUUCCUGAAGUUCCAUAAACAGAUUAUAACAUUUUCUGAGUUAUUUGUAAUUUUCUUAAUUGGUGCCCAUCGACAGAAUCUCUUGCUUUAACCCUUUAGGUCACCAAAAUAUAGUGAACAAGUUAGAUAUACUUGCAUGAUCUAUUCUUUAGACCUAAGAAGCUACAGAUUCUGCAAAUGACCUAAACAUAUGCCAGCUAGCUUAUCUGGAAUAUACACGAUUCAGUGCUGAUGGUCCCAUUUUUAGAAUAUAGAUUAUACUGAGGCAAGUUCUUCAUUGUCAUGUGAAUUCAUUCAUUCAGUCUCAGGCUAAGCAACCACCUUAUAUAGUCUAAAUCUAGAAAGACUGAGUCAUGCGUAAGCAUGCUGUCAGUGGAUUUGUCUGUGUUGGUUGAGCUGAUAUAGAAACGGGCGACUCACAAAUAUAGAGAGAGUAGUGUGGUUAAAAAGAGGUCAUCUAAAGGUGCAUCAGUAACCGCAUGAACAUGACUGUCUGCAUUGCCUUGAAGAAUCUUCCAUGCAGAAAUAUAUCUUAAGAUUUGGUAUUUCUGGAGGAUGGAAGACUGAAUAGUUUGCAAGGCUAACCAUGCAGUCAUAUCAUGUUGAUUCAAAAACAAGUCCUUAGUUCAAGGGGGCUUAUUCCCCAAUAAGUUGGGGUAGACCCAACCAUGUCCACACUUUAGCACUCUGACUCAUACAUCAGUCCUGCUAAAAUUUCUCUCAGUUAUUUAUCACUGAUGGUCAGUUUGCAUACCAGCCACUUACACAUCUUAGAAAGUAAUUUUCUUGCUCUGUGUUUGCCAACAGUUGUAAGUUUCUCUCCAUCGUAAACUGUCUAGGAGCUUUUCUUCUUGCUUAGGGUCAGCUUCUUUCAAAGAAGAAUUUCAAAUAUAAUCAUCUAAGAGAAAAGCAUAGGCUUGACUCACUAAGCAAUUUCCUCAAUUUCCCAUAAUAAAUUUAAUAAUUUUCUAUACCACAUGACACUUAACAUAAUAGCCUGGAAGCAUACCCUGAAGGGCAUUGUAUCUGAUAUUUAGAUAUUCACCAGGUGAAAUUCCCAAAUGUUAUAUUUUCUUGUGAGUUCUGACACGUAUAGAUCCAUCAGAAGGAUGCCAUAGGACACUUCAGGGUCUACUACUCCAUCCUCCUUUGCAGGGGAAUACAAUUGUAAGAAAUUAUUAUUCAGAAUUCCUUGAAAUUGAGGAAGAAAUAUUUUUUCCACCCUUUGUUUUCUUAAUUCAACAGCUCAUGAUCAAAUGCUACUGAAAGCCUUCAUUUGGAAAUUUAUUACUAAUUUAAUGCAUUGGGUUAAACAUUGCCAAUUUCUUCCUGCUGUCAUUCUAUUCCCUGUGAAAAGGUUUAAAAAAAACAUUCAUUCUAGUUUUCAGCAUAAUAGUUUUAUUUUUAUGAAAACAAUGAUUUCCCUUUUGAAGAAAAAAGCAACAUGUGUCAGUUUGGUUAAAAUGGCCCUGAAAUUGCUAGUUUUGAGUAAGCCUGUAAAAAGAGUGUGUUAGUAAACAAAAAUGAAAAGUGAAUCUAUAAUCUGAUUUUUUUACUAUCCACCUUUUAAACAGUUUCUUGCACAGUGAAUAUAGGCACUCUAUUUUCUAUUUUUAUAUAUGUAGAUAGGUCAUGAUUGAGGAGGAUAUCAUUAAAUGCUGAUGAGGAUCAUAGUUCAAACUAGUAUCCCUUGGGAAGAAAAGAUAUAGCAGGCAGGGAUGGGGUCUAUUUUUUUCACAGAGCAUACAUCAUUAAUGAGCAAGCAGGAGUCUCUAAUGCCUAGAACAGGGAUAAGCAACCUUGGCUCUUUUAUGACUCAUGGACUUCAACUCCCAGAAUUCCUGACCCAGCAUGGCUGGCUCAGGAAUUUUGGGAGUUAAAGUCCAUGAGUCAUAAAAGAGUCAAGGUUGCCUACCCCUGCCCUAGAACCUUCCCCCAUCCCCUAGCUGUGGGGAAAGGUUCUUCAUAUUGAAAUUUCACAAUUGAAUUCAUCAUAGGGGCUGGGAUAAGAAUCUCACUAUGAUUUGCUUAACCAUAGUUAUUUUUUUAAAUAAACCACAAUUGGCUAGGCUCACAUAACAUGCAAAGCCACCAUCCAGAAUGGCUGAUUCAGGCUAUAUAAUCGGCCAUAGCCCAACAAAUGAUAUUGGGCUUCAGCGUGUUGUGCAAACCAAGAAUGAAUUUUAUUAACUGCCCAUUCAACUUUUCAGUGCUUUGUUCUGCAGAUGAACUGAAGUGAACUGCCUUGUGAAAAGUACAGUACUUUGUACUUUUAACAGCAAUUGCAACUGAGUUACAUAAUCUCAGUUAAAGUAUAUCAGCUUUGUCAAAAGGGGGGAAGGAUUCCUAAGAAGUCCUUUCCAUCCACUGCAGUUAUUGCACCAUAAACACUCUUAUGUUGAAUCAAAGCAGCUAAAGUUUUUCUUGAGCAAUAGGAGAUGCCAUGCUCUCUCCCCCAAUGCCAAUCAUUUCCAUUGCUUCAGGGAUCUUGCUCAAGAAAGUCGUAUGAUUUGAUCAUCUCAUCUGUUUAAUAGGACACCAGCAAAUGCACGCCAACACCCAAGCUUGGGUGAGUCCUCACAUCAUUUCCCCAGAGAAUUACUAGUCUCUAUGUGUGAACAGCAGUCUAAGUAACCUGCCAAGCAUUUUUUUUUUUUUUAGAGUCUCACUGUCUAGCCAAAAUGAGACCAUUUACACCAUAUCAUUCUUAUAGUGCCCUACUGGUUCCCAGCAUGGGAUUGCAGGCUUUUCAACCUGUCUUCAUUCUCCAGAGCUAUUUCGCUCUUCAGUGUCUUAAAGUUUGAAUCAGAUGUAUGUUCAGAUUAAAGUUGUCUGUAAAGUAUCUAUAAUGAUUAGGAAUAGCUUUAUUUUGCCAUUUUCAAAUAUGGAUGUUUCAUUACAUAAAGGGAGAGUUUUUAAUUUUAAUUUUAUUUUGGUAUAUCAAUAUUCUAAAUAAAAUGUGAUUUUUUUGUUUAAAAUAA
This is a messenger RNA of Crotalus tigris (Tiger rattlesnake), 7767 nucleotides long. It is a transcript of the gene ELOVL6, whose product is annotated as ELOVL fatty acid elongase 6. The record is from RefSeq and is a predicted model, not a curated record. Gene Ontology annotation, molecular function: fatty acid elongase activity. NCBI's taxonomy places the organism in Eukaryota, Metazoa, Chordata, Lepidosauria, Squamata, Viperidae. Gene Ontology annotation, cellular component: endoplasmic reticulum; endoplasmic reticulum membrane. Gene Ontology annotation, biological process: very long-chain fatty acid biosynthetic process; fatty acid elongation, polyunsaturated fatty acid; sphingolipid biosynthetic process. Bases 442 to 1089 code for a protein of 215 amino acids. The transcript has 5 exons.